This is a messenger RNA of Funneliformis mosseae, 216 nucleotides long. NCBI's taxonomy places the organism in Eukaryota, Fungi, Glomeromycota, Glomeromycetes, Glomerales, Glomeraceae. The record is from the annotation of a GenBank genome assembly.
AAAGCAAGAUUAACGAUAGGGCAAAAUGCCAUUAGUUCUGAUAAACCUAUCAUUCCUCAUCAAAUUUAUGACGAAAUUAUGGAAUAUUAUAUGAAAGAUGCUUUAACAAUUAUGACUACUACUUACUAUCCCGAUUCCUUCGGUCUUGUGUUUCGUGGUAGUUGUGAUGGGAUGAAUUCAUUGAUCAAUCAUAGUUCUGGUCAAACAAAUAUUUAG